GUACAGCGAGGAAGUCGGUUUCAUGUGAAAGGAUAUUUAGUUAAAGAACUACUCAGAGAUAAUUGUGUCCUUAGUCACAAUAAAACUUCACUUCAUCUGCAUGACCCCGCGAGACUACCGUCAUCGCCCUCCUGCAUCAUUAUCGCGAGGUUUGAUCAGCUGUUAGGUCUGUUUUUAGAGUUUCGUGCUUGGAUGGUCAACACGUGGGGAGGAUAGAGAAAGAGGCAGUGUAGGGGGGGCACACGUUGGGAUUUAGUCGGGCCCGGAAUACGUACGUUUAUAUCACUACUUUAAUUCACCGUGGUGGCGCGGAGGACGCUUGUAUACUGUGUCGUUGCUAGGCUCCUGAGGAGAUGCCACUGAGGUUCCGGUCUAUUGUCCCGUACACGCUGCCUGGAGUGUUGGCGCUUAUAGGCUGGUGGUGGUACAUCUCACGCAAGAAAGAGCGAAUCACCAACCACGACAGCGAAGAGGGGGCAGCGGCCAUGGGCCUGCUGAUGUCCCCGGCUCUCAGUGAGGGCAGCAACGGUCUGGUAGAGAAAGGGACAGUGUCCCCCUGCAGGACAGCCAUUACCCCAACAACCAGCAGCAGAGUGAGACCAUCCAAGGCCAACGAGCAACGGUCAACAGAACAGGACGUCGUAGCGCAGAUUCACAUCCCGGCCAUUAAGACCGAGGCAGUAGAAGUACAGAGUACAUCCUGUUCACCUACAGAGAGGGCCUCCCACCAUCCAGACAGAGCCAGCACAGUCACAGACCCUGGUGUAGAUAGCUGCCGGCAGAGACCAAGGAGCAGUUCUCCCGCAGCCUCGCCUUUACCAACACAGACUAGGGAGGAGAGCUCGGGCCCCCCGGGAGAACACUGGGCCACUGUGCAGAGCCCGCCAGCCACGAUUGCCUUGGUUACAGUGCCGGUGAAAUCAACGGUUACCGAGCAGGUCCCUGCUCUAGUGAUAGAGGCCAUCGCCACAGCAUCAGAAGCACUUGUUCUCUCCCAGACGGCCCACGCCACGACAAGUUCCUCCAUAGCAGCAGACCUGACGAAUGCAGAGAGGCCCGAUCCAGAGGGAGAGGUGGCAGCAGCCCAUGAGGCAGCAGUGGCCUUCACACAGAACCUGCUGGUGGAGCUAGUGGCUAAAGAUUUGCUCCCGGUCCCCUCCAGCAGUACUAAAGAUGAGCUGCCCUCCGCGCCUGUCAUCUCAGCUGAGAUGCCGGCCCGGGCCCUGAAAGUAGUCAUACAUGAACCCCUCUUCCCAGAGACCACCAUAUCAUCGCAGGGCUCCUACCAUGCCGUCAUCACCAGUACUCUGGCCUCCCCAGCCCAAGGCCCCCAGCAAGAGAACGGGGCACCUGGCAGCACUGAGGAGCUGGAGUACCUGGCAGCAGGUCUGAUCACCGAGGUCAUUUCUGCAGCCACCCAGGAGGUCCUCAGUGUUACCUCCUGUCCAGAGACCUGGCUCGGCCAAUCCGCCACCGAGCACAGCUUCAGAAGCACCCCACUGGCCAAUGGGAGGCCAUACUCUGAGCAAGAGCCACUCACAAGGAACAUGGCGGAAGGGCCCUCCCCAAUAAGCCACUCUGAGACAGAGUGGCGAGAGCAGCAGAAAGAAGGGAUCCCUAAUGGUUGCCCGCCUACCCCAGCAUGGGAGCACAUGGGGACAGCGAACGCACUGAGUAACCCCUGGGCAACAGCAUCCUCGCAGGAGGGGAGGCAAGAAGUGAGGGGCGUACCUAGCAACCUGGACAAACUGAAGGGAGAUGGGGGGGUGAUGGUGGCAGAGGACUCAGCCUGUAGUACGUGCCACUCUGAGGAUGGGGUCAGCAGUGAGGACCAGCAGAGCAGGGAGAACCAGGAGGAUCUGAUCCAGGUGUCAGGGAUGUCUGAGGGGGAGAGUGGUCUGCCCCAAGCCCCAGAAGAGGUAGUGACCGAGGCAGAGGUCAUGGCAGCCCUACCAGGCCAUGUGCUGGGUGCUGUUAGCCAAGUGAAGAGGCUCAACGGCAUGGGCCUGAGGAACGGUUCUCAUGGGAUGAGUGAGACUGAGACCGAUCAGUCUGGAGGCUCGGAUGUGAACAGCAUGGACUCGGUCGACAGCGGCUGCACCAUGGGAGCUAGGGAUAGUGGCAGCCCUGCCAUGGCUCUGGGCACUGAACUCAUCGUUUGGGAGAUUGAGGUGCCAAAGCAUCUGGUGGGUCGGUUAAUUGGGAAACAGGGGCGAUACGUGAGCUUCCUGAAGCAAAGCUCUGGUGCAAAGAUCUACAUCUCCACCCUCCCUUACACUCAAGAGUUCCAGAUCUGCCACAUAGAGGGUUCCCAGCAGCAGGUGGACCAAGCAUUGUCCCUGAUCGGGAAGAAGUUUAAGGAUUUGGACCUGACCAACCUCUAUGCCCCCCCACCUCUGUCGCUCACGCUGCCCUCGCUGCCCAUGACCACCUGGCUUCUUCUCCCCAGCGGUGUGACCGUAGAGGUGAUCGUAGUGAAUAUUGUGUCGGCGGGUCACCUCUUCGUCCAGCAGCACACACACCCUACGUACCACGCCCUGCGCAGCCUGGACCAGCAGAUGUUCCUGUGUUACUCCCAGCCAGAGACACCCACCCUGCCAUCGCCUGCUGAGGUGGGGGUGAUCUGUGCGGCGCCGGCGGUAGAGGGAGCCUGGUGGAGAGCCCAGGUCAUCUCCUUCUACAAAGACACCAACGAGGUUGAGAUCCGAUAUGUGGACUAUGGCGGCUAUGACAGAGUGAAGAUUGACACACUGCGACAAAUAAGGUCGGACUUCGUAACAUUACCGUUCCAAGGUGCAGAAGUAUUACUGGACAACAUUGCCCCCCUUCCAGGAGAGAAGAGCUUUUCAACAGAGGCCACCUCUGCACUGGAGGAGAUGACGAGAGGGGUAGCACUGCUUGCACAGGUCACAAACUACGACAACAACACUGGUCUCCCAUUGGUCCAGAUGUGGAAUAUGGUUGGAGAAGAGCUGCUAUCAGUGAACCGCACACUGGUAGAGCGAGCAUUGGGUACCUGGGUUGACAGCUUUUGAACCUUGCUGCCUGACCCCCCCCCCCCCCCCCACCCACCCACCACCCCUCAACCCCUUCUCAGCUCCACCACACCCCUCCUAGACCCCUUCUUCUCACCUGAUCUCUGGAGUCUGGCCCUACCAGCCCUCCAGAUACACCCCAUAACCCUUCGAUGGAGGAACACAACCACUGGAUUUGGGAAUACUUUUUGUUUGUUUUGUUUUUGAUUGUUGGGUUUUUACACCACAUUUCAAAAAUAAAUUCAAAAUGGUUGAAUGCUGAAAAGACAACGAAGUAUUUCGUUAGAAUAAGCCAACUCCUCUACUCCCCCAUACACCAAAAGAACUUGAAGACGGAAAAUAAAGUACUUGUACAUUUUUAAAAGAAAUCUAUAUUGUAACUAAAUAAAGGUCGAUCUGAUUUUUUUUGUUCCUAUCUGACUUUUCACUCCAACUUUGCCUGUGGAUUCUCAUGCUGUGGAUGUAAAAACUCAAUAGAAAACACUGUCAAUGGAGAACUAACCUCACUGUCAGCUGUAACUACAUAUUUACAAUUUAUAUUGUGACAUCGAAGGAAUUGGGCUGUGAAGUUUGGGCUAAAUGUGAGGUUUCUAGAUUAUUGUAUGUAGUGCAGUAACCAGAAUGGUGUCUGAAUUCACGGUUGUGACUAAGACUGUCCGUGGAGACCAAAAAAACCAUUAAUCUCAGCUUUGUUGGUGCUCGCCACAGUCAAGGACCCAGACGGGGUGGGGGUGAGUCCUGUCACUGACCUGGGUGACUGACAGGGAGAAGGUGCAGAACCGGGGUUCUCCUCAGCCCUGGCCUCUCCAGUCUGUACAACACUGUGGCCUUAUGGAGAAACAAAACGCGCUUCCUUUUCUGGGAUCUCCAACUGACCUGCAUGCAGACCAAGCUGACCCCUCCUUUCUCUCCAUCUAUGUGGCCCGGGGUGUCACCAUGCAAUCGCAGGUUGCCUUCAGCGUUUUUCCAUCAUCCUGACUGGCAUCACAGCUGCCACCCCCACCACUACAUUUCAGAUCCACUACUGUUAUCUGGAGCUGUUGAGUCUGGGACAUGACAUGGGGCUGAGUGGAAGGGUCGGGGUGCACCAGCUCCACUCUUUUUCCCUCGACUGACUCCAGGGGCCUGGCGUAACUCUUGGUGCAGAGUGGACACCACCGUGCGGUAGUAUUGGUGUGUGUGGAAACACUACGACCACAGACAGGCCUGUGAUACCUGACCUGGAACUUACAGAACAGCUUUGAGUUGGAGUAAUUUAGCCCUGCUCAGUCGGGAUAGGCCCAGUGCUCAUAUAAAAUAUCUGUCUGUCUUCUAAUAUGCAUGUUAACCUACCUAGGUCUGCGUCCCUCUAAUGGUCUUCACUGUGUUUUUCCUCCUACAUACUGACCCCGAAACAUUACUACACAUUUACAAUUGUGUUGCAGUUUCCAUACUAAAAAGUAGUUAAAUGGAUCCAACCCAGCGGGCUGGAAUGGGUUUUUAGCCCCUUUGCACGGUGAGAAAUGAGGUCCUUGAAGAUACCAGUCCUCUUCACUCAGCAGUGUAUGGAAGUACAGAGAAAGUGAGCCAUGAGAAUCAGUCUCCCACACUGCAGAUAUUGUUGUAAUAGAUACAGUGCAUUUGGGAAGUAUUCAGGCCCCUUGAAUGUUUCCACGUUUUGUUACGUUACAGCCCUGUUCUAAAAUGGAUUACAUAGAUUUUUUUCCCUCAUCAAUCUUCACACAAUAACCCAUUAUGACUUUUUGUUGUUGUUGCAAAUGUAUAAAAAAUGUAAAACAAACCUUUUUUUAAAUUAAGUAUUCAGACUGCUAUGACUCGAAAUUGAGCUUGGAUGCAUCCUGUUUCCAUUGAUCUUCCUUGAGAUGUUUCUAGAACUUGAUUGGAGUCCACCUGUGGUAAAUUCAAUUGAUUAGACAUCUUUUGGAAAGGCACAAACCUGUCUAUAUAAGGUUGACAGUGCAUAUCAGAGCAAAAACAAAGCCAUGAGGUUGAAGGUAUUGUCCGUAGAGCUCUGAGACAGGAUUGUGUUGGAGCACAGAUCUGGAGAAGGGUACCAAAAACAUUUCUGUAGCAUUGAAGGUCCCCAAGAACCCAGUGGCCUCCAUCAUUCUUAAAUGGAAGAAGUUUGGAAACACCAAGACUCUUCCUAGAGCUGGCUGUCUAGCCAAACUGAGCAAUCGGAGAAGGGCCCCUUGGUCAAGGAGGUGACCGAGAACCCAAUGGUCACGCUGACAGAGCUCGAGUUCCGCUGUGGAGAUGUGAUAACCUUCCAGAAGUACAACCAUCUCUGCCGCAUUUCACCAAUCAGGCCUUUACGGUAGGGUGGCCCGACAGAAGCCACUCCUCAGUAAAAAGCACAUGACAGCCCAUAUGAAGUUUGUCAAAAGGCACCUAAAGGACUCUGACCAUGAGAAACAAGAUGCUCAGUUCUGAUGGAACCAAGAUUGAACUCUGGCCUGAAAGCCAAGAGUCACGUCUGGAGGAAACCUGACACCAUCCCUACGGUGAAGCAUGGUGGUGGCAGCAUCAUGCUGUGGGGAUGUUUUUCAGAGACUGGGAGGCUAGUCAGGAUCGAAGGGAAAGAUGAACGGAGCAAAGUACAGAGAGAGAUCCUUGAUGAAAACCUGCUCCAGAGCGCUCAGACUGGGGUGAAGGUUCAACUUCUAACAAGACAACAAUCCUAAGCACACAGCCAAGACAAUACAGGAGUGGCUUCGGGACAAGUCUCUGAAUGUCCAUGGGUGGCCCAGCCAGAGCCCGGACUUGAACCCGAUCAAACAUCUCUGGAGAGACAUGAAAAUAGCUGUGCAGCGACGCUCCCCAUCCAACCUGACAGCUUGAGAGGAUCUACAGAGAAGAAUGUGAGAAACUCCCCAAAUACAGGUGUGCCAGUCUUGUAGCGUUAUACCCAAGAAGACACGAGGCUGUAAUUGUUGCCAAAGGUGCUUCAAGAAAGUACUGAGUGUAAGGUCAGAAUACUUAUGUAAAUUUGAUAUUUACGUUUUUAAAUAUUUUUUUAAAUAAAUUUGCUAAAAAUGUCAACUUGUUUUUGCUUUGACAUUAUGGGGUAUUGUGUGUAGAUUGAGAGUGAAAAAAACUAUUCAAUUUUAGAAUAAGCCUGUUACAAAAUGUGGAAAAAGUCAAGUGGUUUGAAUACUUUCUGAAUGCACUGUAGCUUUUCUCAAUGCUUUAUACUGUAGCUGUGCUUUGGUCUUGUUGGGUUUUCCAUAGGAUUAAUUGCAUUGUCAUUUAUUGAACCAAAUACAUUUUUUGAAUGUAUUUUUGAUCAUGUUUCCUGAUCGGUGUUGUCCUCCCUACUGAGGCACAGAGGCAGGACUCACCGCCAGUCUAGGCUGUAGCUUCUGCUCUACCCCAUCUGGCUUAUCCGCUUUUAGGUGUCGGAGACAUUAUUACUGUGCUUCUAGAUUUGGAGCUCUCUGUCCUGGCUCGUUGCCUCACAAUGCUUUUUUUUUUUAAAUCAAAUCGUUGCUUUUGAAUGUGUCCCGUCUGCUAAUCAUACCACACACUUGAUUUUGAUUUGCACUGCUAAUAAGGCAGCUUCCGUCCCUCUGCUUGGUCUUGUUGUGGCAGAGUUGACAUUAAGAACAGGAUAUAGUAUGGAUCUUACCUAACAGUUUCGCUUGACUGUUUUACUGUUAAAACUGACAGCAUUGGCAUGUAAACCACAUUACAAAGACUUACUUCCAAGGUGUUUAAAUGUCAGUUAUUAGUUAGUCCAAUGUAAGUACUGUAUCUCCCCUACCUUAAAAACUGUUCAUGUUUUGUGGAACCAUAGCAAGUAAGGCAUCUAGCUACUAACUUACUACAAAUUCAAGGCACUUGUCAAGGCUAGAUAAGUUUAUAGUCCAAAGCUGGUGUGGGGCAGGAGCCAUAUUGUAUGAACUUUUCAGUCCCUUAACUUUAUGUUUAAAAGAGCUGUUUUCAACCAAUGUCCUCCUCCUUGAUUCCAGCUUGGUUAUAUCACAAUCAUCGAAGAUUAAUUACUCCAUUGAUCCAAAUGACACCCAUCUGCCAUGUCACUCAAACUCCUAUCUUGCUUGAUCAAACCAGAAUUAUUUCUUGACUUGUCUGUGUAAAUACGAUAUUUCACUGAACUUUUGUAUAACACUGGAAACAAAGGGAACAUGUGUUUUUGGUUCACCCCUUCCAAAACCGCUCAUUGUUCUGUCCGUAAGGCUGGUUUGAAGUGGUUGCUUAGCUAGAUAACUAAUCAUUUGAUUAUUUAAAUGAGUGUAAGCAAUCCUGCCCAAAGCGUUUAACAUGUACAGGUCAGUUUUUGCAAGGCUCAUCAAAUGUUUGAUUCUUGGUUGUACAGAUCUAUAAAAUAAAGUUAUUAAAUGCUA
Molecule: messenger RNA, 7399 nt
Organism: Oncorhynchus masou masou (cherry salmon)
Lineage: Eukaryota; Metazoa; Chordata; Actinopteri; Salmoniformes; Salmonidae
Product: A-kinase anchor protein 1, mitochondrial-like
Exons: 11
Coding region: 354-3035 (893 amino acids)
Cellular component (GO): mitochondrion; membrane
Molecular function (GO): RNA binding; protein kinase A regulatory subunit binding
Source: RefSeq, a predicted model, not a curated record